This is a messenger RNA of Eruca vesicaria subsp. sativa (arugula), 2061 nucleotides long. NCBI's taxonomy places the organism in Eukaryota, Viridiplantae, Streptophyta, Magnoliopsida, Brassicales, Brassicaceae. The record is from the annotation of a GenBank genome assembly.
CAAAAAAAACAAUAACACACCUAAAAAACUUUGAUUGGUUUUAAAUCGUUGCAACGUGACUCUCUACUUGACGUGAUCAUAAUCUUGAAAAUAAUAUCGCUUCUGUCAAAAACACUAUCCUCCAAACAAAAAAAAACACAUCUCUAACCGCCGUCAACGAUGAACAACAACCACAGCCGUUCGAUCGACUCCAUCUCCGGCUACGAUCAACGGACAGGAAUCUACCACAGCCUCCGCUCCCCUCUCUCCUUACCUCCCCUCACCCAACCUCUCUCCACAACCGACUACGUCCUCUCCCUCCUCCGCACCUCCUCGCCGCCCGCCGCCGCCGGAAAAAACCUCGACUCCCUCACUUACCUCGUCGACGCGAGCUCCGGCGAAAGUCUCACUUACGGCGAGCUUCUCCGCCAGGUCCGCUCCCUCGCCGCGUCUCUCCGGCGACGGUUCAACGCCGGAGACGUCGCGUUCGUCCUCUCUCCGGCGUCGUUGCACGUGCCGGUGCUUUACUUGGCGUUGAUGUCGAUCGGAGUGGUGGUGUCUCCGGCGAAUCCGAUCGGAUCAGAGGUGGAGGUGACUCACCAAGUGGAAGUCAGCAAACCGGUGAUCGCGUUCGCCACGUGGCGGACGGUUAAGAGUCUCCGCGCGUCUUGUUUCCCUCUCGGAGUCGUUUUAAUGGACUCUCCAGAGUUUCUAUCUUUUUUAACUAAACCGGUUUCCGAAGAUUCUCUAAAUCCGGUUAACGUUAACCAAACCGAUCCUGCAGCUAUUCUCUUCUCGUCGGGGACAACGGGGAGAGUCAAAGGCGUUCUCCUAACGCACCGCAACGUGAUCGCGUCAACGGCGGUUUCUCACCAACGGUCACUCAACGACCCCGUUGACUACGACCGCGUGGGACUCUUCUCGUUGCCGUUGUUCCACGUGUUCGGAUUCGGGAUGAUGAUCAGAGCCAUCUCGCUUGGGGAGAAGCUUGUGCUUCUCCAGAGGUUUGAGAUGGAGGCGAUGAUGAAGGCGGUGGAGAAGUAUAAGGUUACUGGUAUGCCGGUUUCUCCGCCGUUGAUUGUGGCGUUGGUGAAGUCGGAGUUGACGGAGAAGUAUGAUUUAAGUUCGUUGAGGUCGUUGGGGUGCGGUGGUGCUCCGCUUGGGAAAGAUAUUGCUGAGAGGUUUAAGAGGAAGUUCCCAGGGGUUGAUAUUGUUCAGGGUUAUGGCUUGACUGAGAGUACUGGGCCAGCAGCGGCGACGGCUGGACCGGAAGAGAUGGUUAGAUAUGGGUCGGUUGGUCGUAUCUCUGAGAAUAUAGAAGCAAAGAUCGUUGAUCCGUCCACCGGAGAAGCUUUACCACCGGGGAAGAAUGGUGAGCUUUGGCUCCGAGGACCAGUUAUCAUGAAAGGUUAUGUGGAGAAUGAGAAAGCAACUGCAGAGACAUUAGAUCAAGAAGGGUGGUUAAAGACUGGAGAUCUUUGUUACAUUGAUUCCGAAGGGUUUUUAUAUAUUGUUGAUCGGCUAAAAGAACUUAUCAAAUACAAAGCUUAUCAGGUCCCACCGGUAGAAUUAGAGCAGAUUCUUCAAUCGAAUCCGGACGUGGUUGAUGCUGCAGUUGUUCCGUUUCCGGACGAGGAUGCAGGAGAGAUUCCAAUGGCUUUCAUUGUGAGAAAACCAGGAAGCAAUCUCAACGAAGCUCAAGUCAUUGACUUUGUAGCUAAACAAGUUGCUCCGUAUAAGAAAGUAAGAAGAGUUGCUUUCAUAAACGCAAUCCCCAAAAACCCUGCUGGCAAGAUCCUGCGUCGUGAGCUUACCAAAAUAGCCGUGAAUGGCAACGCCUCUAAGCUUUGAGUUAACCGGUCGGUUUAAAUAUGAUUCAAUCGGUUAUCAGUGAAAUAUUGACCCGGUUUGGAUAAAAUUCUCCAUCGUUCUCUUUUACCGCUUCAAUUUUUUUUUUUUACCCACAUCUUUUCUUUUUCAAAUCUGUAACUUAUUAUUGUUUGGUCUGUUCAAUAAACCAAUUACUAUAGGCGGUUUGUAUUUUCGUUAAUAUGAUUUAAAAUAAAGUAUACACCGUUCGAC